Xiphophorus hellerii (green swordtail) is the source of this 1332-nucleotide messenger RNA. Its product is annotated as trace amine-associated receptor 8a-like. Gene Ontology annotation, biological process: G protein-coupled receptor signaling pathway. The record is from RefSeq and is a predicted model, not a curated record. Bases 4 to 984 code for a protein of 326 amino acids. The transcript has 2 exons. Gene Ontology annotation, cellular component: membrane. Gene Ontology annotation, molecular function: trace-amine receptor activity. Lineage: Eukaryota; Metazoa; Chordata; Actinopteri; Cyprinodontiformes; Poeciliidae.
ACGAUGGAUCCAUCUGAACUCUGCUUUCCAGAAGCUUUCAACUCCUCCUGUAAAAAGAAAGUGUCUCUUCACUCAGUAAAUACUUUGAUUUACUUUGGCUUGUCCUUCAUGUCUCUGGUUACUACUGCUCUUAACCUUUUGGUCAUCAUCUCCAUUUCACAUUUCAGGAAACUCCAUUCCCCCACCUACUUCUUACUGCUCUCUCUGGCUGUCUCAGAUUUUCUCGUAGGCCUUUUCAUGUUUUUUCAGAUCAUUUUUAUAAAUGGCUGCUGGUUUCUUGGUGACCUCCUGUGUGUUCUGUACUAUGUAGUAAGUGGAGUUUUAAUCUCUGCAUCAGUAGGCACCAUGGUGCUCAUUUCACUUGACCGUUAUUUGGCCAUCUGUGAUCCUCUACGCUAUUCUACAAAGGUUACCACAAAAAGAGUUCAAAUUUGUAUUUCUCUGUGCUGGAUCUGUUCUGUGGUCUAUAUCCUGAUUCUGGUAAGGGACAAUUUUCAACAACCAGGAACAUUUAAUUCAUGCUCUGGAGAGUGUGUGGUUGAAAUUGGCUUCAUUGAAAAUAUCACAGAUCUUAUUUUGACCUUUAUUAUUUCCAUCACUGUUAUAAUGGUACUAUAUGGAAGAGUGUUUGUGGUUGCUCUGUCUCAGGUUCAGGCCAUGCGCUCUAAUAUUAUUGCUAUUAAACAAAAACAGUCUAAGAAGAUAAAUGUGAAGAAAUCUGAGCUAAAGGCAGCUGGUAUUCUCGGGGUUGUUGUAGUUUCAUUUAUUUUCUGUAUCUGCCCAUAUUUUUGUGUCACACUAAUUGGUAAAAGUUCACUAUUGAACACUUCUACCAUGACCUUUCUUCUAUGUCUGUUUUCUUUUAACUCCUGUCUGAACCCUCUGAUUUAUGCCUUAUUUUAUCCCUGGUUUAGAAAAGCUAUGAAAAUUAUAUUCACAUUUCAAGUGCUAAGGUCCGGCUCUUCUGGUGCCAACAUACUUUAAUAACAUGAGGAGCAUCCUGGAUGAGUUAUUCUUGGUCACCACAUGUAAUUUUGCACAUAAUUAAGUAAAUGACAAACAUAUAACAGAUUAGUGUGAAUGAUUUAUCAUAAACCUUCUCUUUUUUUACAACUGAACUUAAAACUCCAUGCAGUGAAUCUGUGUUAAUGGUAAAUAAGCAGAAAGUAGUCUUACUGCAUUUUAGAAGACCAUCAUAAUAAGGUAAUUUAUAGUAUUUUAUAGAUGUAGAUAAGUUCAAAGAGGUAAUAAAGCCAACAGCUGCAGGAUGUUCUGCUUAUCUCCACCCCAGACUGAAGGACACCAAUCCUGGGUUUGAGGCCUGGUCGCCCC